Molecule: messenger RNA, 411 nt
Organism: Ornithodoros turicata
Lineage: Eukaryota; Metazoa; Arthropoda; Arachnida; Ixodida; Argasidae
Exons: 1
Coding region: 1-411 (136 amino acids)
Source: RefSeq, a predicted model, not a curated record
AUGACCGAAGUUGAGCCGGAAGUCAACUCCAGGCCGCUCACGUACGCUCGCAGCAGUCCGGACGACUCAAACGUACUAUGUCUGUCCUACUUUCUCGUAGGCAAGAGAGUUAUCGCCCUGCCGUCUCAGCCAGCAACACAGUACGACGACCAGAAUCAAUCAACGAGGGAUCAACUGACACGUAAAAUGCUCUACAGAGAAAAGGUGAUGCAGCACUUUUGGAGAUGCUGGAGACGCCAAUAUCUCUUGGAGCUCCGGUCAGCACAUCAUUGUGAUUCUACGUCCUCCAAGAGGCUACGACCUGGCGACGUAGUAGUGAUUGAAAGCAACAUGCCGAGGAACCUUGGGACAUCGGCAGAUCAUGGAAACCUACGAAGGUCAGGAUGGUCACGUAAGGUCGUGCCUCCUUAA